AUGCGCACUUUCCUGCCGCUUCUCUCUGCGACUAUGGCAUCCGCCUCCGCCUUGGCUGAACGCGGACACGACGGAUUUAUCUGCAGUGUCGGCAGCGUGAAACCCCUUUCCUUUUCUUAUAGAGGUCUAUAUGAUAAUGCUACUCUUUUAUUGACUUAUUUCAAUGCUAAGAUCUCCGACGGCUUUAUUAUUGAGGGCGUUCUCAAGCAUAACUGCGACUGCCCCGACGGUGAUUUUCAUGUCGGAUACGUUAGUGCUCCCCUGGGCAACAUUCAGUAG
Aspergillus homomorphus CBS 101889 is the source of this 279-nucleotide messenger RNA. RefSeq lists its product as uncharacterized. The transcript has 2 exons. NCBI's taxonomy places the organism in Eukaryota, Fungi, Ascomycota, Eurotiomycetes, Eurotiales, Aspergillaceae. The record is from RefSeq and is a predicted model, not a curated record. The coding region runs from base 1 to 279 and encodes 92 amino acids.